UGUUCAUGACGCUGAUUGGCUAGGAGGGCGCGAAGGUCAGGUGAUGGGCCGGUAGUGGCUAGGGGUCAGAUGGCGGCGUCCAGAGGAAAUUGAAUUUACCAAGCAGUGGGAGAAGCGUGCAGGAGAAUCCAGUGCAAACGUCCCAACAGGGAGAGGUUGUGGGCUCUCUUUUUCACCCCUUGGGUCCCCUCCUCGAUUGAUCCCUGUCGCCGCCCAAAGGUGCCAUGUGGCGAAGCUGCUUUCGGCUCGGGGCUGGUGGCGGGAGCUUCCCACGCCGUCCUUGCCUUCUCCCUGCCGCCUCCUUAGGACCGGGGGACCAGGCCGGGCCGGCCCCGGGGCUCUCGCUCCUCCGCCGGGCUUACGCCCCCCCCCGCAGGAAGAAGUUUUAUCAGAAUGUCACCAUUACCCAAGGUGAAGGCGGAUAUGAGAUAAACCUGGACCACAGAAAACUGAAAACUCCCAAUGCCAAGCUCUUUUCUGUUCCCAGCGAAGCACUGGCUGUUGCUGUGGCUACUGAGUGGGAUUCCCAGCAAGACACUAUCAAGUUCUACACGAUGCAUUUGACCACACUGUGUAACACAUCUUUAGACAACCCAUCUCAACGAAACAAAGAUCAGCUUAUCCAAGCUUCUAUGAAGUUUCUGGACACAGACACGAUCUGCUACAGGGUGGAGGAGCCAGAGACAUUAGUGGAACUUCAAAAGAAUGAGUGGGAUCCCGUUAUAGACUGGGCAGAAAAAAGAUAUGAUGUGAAGAUUGGAUCUUCUACAAACAUCAUGGGGCCUGAUAUCCCGGCCAAGACUAAAGAUACUUUCAUCAGUCAUUUAGCAUCGUAUAACAUGUGGGCCUUGCAAGGUAUAGAAUUUGUGGUCACCCAGUUGAAGUCCAUGGUUUUGUCCUUGGGAUUGAUUGACAGGUACCUUACAGUAGAAAAGGCCGUCCUACUAUCUCGCCUGGAAGAAGAGUACCAGGUAUAUCAGAAAUGGGGCAAUGUGGAAUGGGCCCAUGACUAUGAACUACAGGAAUUGCGGUCGACUGAGUGGGACACUUUUUGUUCCCUUUGUUCAGAAAGUUCCACAGUAAAACACAAACUCCUGCAGGAUUGAAGUUCUCUUACUGAAUUCUGUGGUCAAAAAGGAAUGAUGAGAGCAUCCUAGGUGAACUGAAGAUGGUACAAGCUACAGGCCACUGGACUUCUCCCCCAAUUCCUUCUGUCCUCAUUAAUUAAGAGGGAUCUGGGGCAGCUAGAUGGCACAGUGGAUAGAGCACCGGCCCUGGAGUCAGGAGUACCUGAGUUCAAAUCGGCCUCAGACACUUAACACUUACUAGCUGUGUGACCCUGGGCAAGUCACUUAACCCAAUUGCCUUACUAAAAAAAAAAAAAAAAAGAGGGAUCCAGGAGAACACCUAGCAAGGGGGGCAAAGGAGCUGCAGCUGUGGUUGGUACACAGGACUCUAGUUUUAUUUUAAUAUUAAAGAUUUCAUCAAGAUCAAAA
Molecule: messenger RNA, 1496 nt
Organism: Dromiciops gliroides (monito del monte)
Lineage: Eukaryota; Metazoa; Chordata; Mammalia; Microbiotheria; Microbiotheriidae
Gene: ATPAF2
Product: ATP synthase mitochondrial F1 complex assembly factor 2
Biological process (GO): mitochondrial proton-transporting ATP synthase complex assembly
Cellular component (GO): mitochondrion
Source: RefSeq, a predicted model, not a curated record